UAAUGUAUUCAUGUUGGGAAACAAACGCGAGCGACAGCUAAUUGAAGAGCGCAGUAGGCGGGAGUUGGGGUUUUGUUUUUAAUUAGCUGGGUCUAGCUAACUAAAGAGGGAGGCUGGCAGUGUAAUCAAUGGUUACCAUAACGGACAUAACACUCCACACCCUUUAAAAGGUAUUUCCUCCUGAGUAAAAGAUGUCUAAACGCCUGCGAAACACCGACGUCUGCGCAGAUUGCAAUGUUCCAGAACCUCGCUGGGCAUCGGUGAACAGGGGUGUAGUGAUUUGCGACGAAUGCUGCAGUGUUCAUCGAAGUCUGGGCCGACACAGCUCCCAAGUCCGUCACCUGACGCAUACGCCAUGGCCCCCUUCACAGCUGCAGAUGGUUCAGACCUUAUACAACAAUGGUGCAAAUUCAAUAUGGGAGCACUCCCUUCUGGACCCGGCAUCUAUGAUGAGUGGGAAACGCAAGGCCAACCCUCAGGAUAAGCUUCACCCAAACAAAUCAGAGUUUAUAAGAGCCAAAUAUCAAAUGCUGGCAUUUGUCCAUCGCAUGCCUUGCCGAGAGGAUGACAGCUCUACAGCGAAGGACUUAAGUAAGCAACUUCACUCGAGCGUACGCACCGGUAAUCUCGAGACUUGUUUAAGGUUGCUGUCUCUGGGAGCGCAAGCAAAUUUUUUUCACCCUGAAAAGGGAAACACUCCUUUGCAUAUAGCUGCAAAGGCAGGGCAAGCAUCUCAGGUUGAACUGUUAACUGUUUAUGGGGCAGAUCCUGGAGCUCCUGACAGCAAUGGCAAAACUCCUGUUGAUUAUGCAAAAGAAGCUGGCCACCAUGACCUGGCAGAUAGGCUGGUGGAGAUUCAGUAUGAGCUCACAGAUCGACUGGCGUUUUACUUAUGUGGGAGAAAACCAGAUCAUAAAAAUGGUCAGCAUUUCAUUGUUCCCCAAAUGGCUGACAGCAGUGUAGAUUUAUCUGAGCUUGCAAAAGCAGCGAAGAGGAAACUGCAGUCUCUCAGUAAUCAUUUAUUUGAGGAGCUGGCCAUGGACGUGUAUGAUGAAGUGGACAGACGAGAGACUGACGCAGUGUGGUUGGCCACACAGAAUCACAGCGCCCUGGUCACAGAGACAACUGUUGUUCCUUUCCUUCCUGUGAAUCCAGAAUAUUCGUCAACACGGAAUCAGGGACGCCAGAAGCUUGCAAGAUUUAAUGCACAUGAAUUUGCAACUCUGGUCAUCGACAUAUUAAGCGAUGCUAAGCGCAGACAACAAGGGAAUUCUGGAGUCAGCCCCAAAGACAAUGUAGAACUUAUCAUGAAAGGCGUGGCUGUCAGACACUUCAGUGACAACCAGGACAACGACCAGCCUGACUAUGAUAGUGUGGCAUCUGAUGAGGAUACAGAUCAGGAACUCCCCUCGAGCAAAGGAGAUAGGACCAAGAGCUUGGACUCUGACCUUUCUGACGGUCCUAUAUCUAUGCAAGAAUACGUUGAGGUGAAAAAUGCGCUCUCUGCCUCUGAAGCCAAGAUCCAGCAGCUCAUGAAAGCCAACAACAAUCUGAGCGAAGAGCUGAGACUGAUGCAGCAAAAGCUGCAAUCUCUGCAAAGCGAGAACAUCUGUCUCAGGCGGCAGGUCACAACCAAUAUCUAUCAGACCCCCAGCAGUACAGACCACCCUGACCCCUCAGCCCUGAAACGCCGGCAGUCUGCGCGGGCCAGUCGGCCCAUGUCUAUGUAUGAGACCGGCUCAGGCCUGAAGCCAUAUCUCCCCAAAGGGGAAACUCACUACCCAGAGGAAGCUAUCCCCACCCUCCAAUCCUUCCCACCUCAUACAGAAAGGGGCACUUUUGUGACCACAUCUUCAUCCCUCCCUUCAUUUCCAUCCACCCUGUCUUGGUCGAAGGAGGACGGUUCUCAAAAGGCCUCAAAGUUGGAGAAGCAAAGCAGCAUGCCAGAAAGUGACUAUGACAACACAUUCAUCGAACCUGAGAUGGAUGACUCGGGUAUGGGCAGAAGAGGGAGGCUGAGGAGCAGUGGCUGGCUGGGAGAGGGCAUGUCUAUUCCUGAACUGGAUGAUCUGGACAUGGAAACGGACCCUGCGCUUCCCAGCACAGAAGACGUCAUCCGUAAAACCGAGCAGAUCACCAAGAACAUUCAGGAACUCCUGCGAGGUGCACAGGAGAAUAAACACGACAGCUUCAUACCCUGCUCAGAAAGAAUACACGUGGCUGUAACAGAAAUGGCUGCUCUCUUUCCCAAGAAGCCUCGCUCAGAGAUGGUGAGAGGCUCUCUGCGCUUGUUGACCUCCAGUGCGUGCCGCCUUCAGACCGAGUGCCGGAAGGCCGUGCCAUCGGAAGGCUGCCCAGGACCGGACAUGCAGCUUGUCACCCAGCAGGUCAUCCAAUGUGCUUAUGACAUCGCCAAAGCUGCCAAGCAGCUUGUCACCAUCACAACAAAGGAGAAUACCAACUAAACAGCACUUAAACGGCUGCAAAGUAGACUACAUCUCAAUUUUGUUUUUAUAUAUACUUUAUCUAUUUUUUCUCUCCAUUAUGUUGUUGUUUUUUGUGGUGUAUGCAUGCAUUGUUUUAUUUUUGUAUUUAUAAAUGAUGUAAACAAUAUUUGAACGCAAUUUGGGUGUCAAGGGAGUCAGACACUUUUCUUGGGGACAUCCACCUGUGGUAGUAGCACAAUUUCUCUUGAAGUAAAAUAAUAUAUUCCAGCUGGUGAGCUCUGUUAUAAGUACAGUAGCAACAAAAUAUCUCAAGUCAGUCCAUAGUGUUAAUAACUUGCACUGAGAAGAUGAAUUAAGCACAAUAGGAUGGCAAUGUUUAUCAGUCCAAACUACACAUGGAUGCUAAAAAACAACAUGCAAUGUCAAUACUGUACUAUAAACACUAUUGUUGCUAAAGGAGCUUCCUCUCAUGUAUUGCACUACAAAAAUCACACCAUGAAGAUUGAUGGAGUUAUUGUUCUUACACACUGCUAAUGUUUGUUGCGUUGAAAAUGCUAUUUAUAUGGUCUGUCCCCUUGCUCAAGAGUAACCCUGCCUGCAGUGCACUUAUUGCAGCUGUUAAAGUAUUCCCAUUCUCCAAGUUGGUGAACGCAAGUAGUAAUUAUUCAUACACCAAGCUGAAUUUGUCACGUGCACCAAGAUAUUGUAGCUUUGAGUUCUAGUAAUAUGGGGUGUUUCUAACAGGCUACACACUGCACUGUUGUAUACUGCAGCCAUUUCACUGUUGGUGGUCAUUUAGAGCUAAUAUCCAUAUUUUUAGUCUGUGCGUCUGUGUUGUGUGCUGUUCCAUUGCUGCUAGUUUUUGUAUUUAAUGUGCAACAUAUGGGAUAUAAAUCUAAAUGUUUCCUGUAUUAUUGAGCAACUCACCUGUGUUCAUUUUCAAAUCUGAUCAGGGCAAUGUCCCUCUUUGUGCUCAACUGAGGUGCUGGGAUGUAUGUGAUGCAGCUGUUCAGCUGCACUUGAGAAGAUAGUUAUUUUCUAAAUAAACUUAA
Molecule: messenger RNA, 3499 nt
Organism: Cololabis saira (Pacific saury)
Lineage: Eukaryota; Metazoa; Chordata; Actinopteri; Beloniformes; Belonidae
Gene: git2a
Product: G protein-coupled receptor kinase interacting ArfGAP 2a
Exons: 20
Coding region: 192-2465 (757 amino acids)
Biological process (GO): brain development; regulation of ARF protein signal transduction
Molecular function (GO): GTPase activator activity; protein binding
Source: RefSeq, a predicted model, not a curated record